Bactrocera tryoni is the source of this 2853-nucleotide messenger RNA. It is a transcript of the gene Scr, whose product is annotated as homeotic protein Sex combs reduced. Gene Ontology annotation, molecular function: RNA polymerase II cis-regulatory region sequence-specific DNA binding; DNA-binding transcription factor activity, RNA polymerase II-specific. Gene Ontology annotation, biological process: anterior/posterior pattern specification; regulation of transcription by RNA polymerase II. Gene Ontology annotation, cellular component: nucleus. The coding region runs from base 222 to 1466 and encodes 414 amino acids. The transcript is spliced from 3 exons. The record is from RefSeq and is a predicted model, not a curated record. Lineage: Eukaryota; Metazoa; Arthropoda; Insecta; Diptera; Tephritidae.
UUUUACAGUCUAAUAUAGAAUUCUUACAAUUUUAUGUACUUUGCACACAAGUAAACUAAAGCGGAAUCAAAAGAUAACAUACAGUAAAUAAUAAUUUUAAAUGAAGAACGCUACAUCCAUAUCUGCGCAGUAGUUUUGCUUAGAGAUUGAAAAGGCUAUAAACAGGAGUUGGCAGCAUCGAAGAUUUUGUGAUUAACUCUCCUUCUAAAUAAACCGACAACAUGGAUCCCGACUGUUUUGCAAUGUCUUCAUAUCAGUUCGUGAAUUCUCUCGCUUCUUGCUAUCCACAACAAAUAAAUCCUCAGCAAAAUCACACGGGCAAUCCCACCGGCGGAGCAAAUGUCACAAACAGCAAUGGCGGCCCUGGCGCAAGCGGCGGUGGCAGUGGUUCCGGGGGGCAGAGCAAUUCUAGCGCUGGUACACCUGGCGGCAACGAUUACUUUCCAACUGCUGCUGCAUAUUCACCAAAUUUGUACCCGAAUACACCGCAGUCCCAUUAUGCCAAUCAGGCAGCAUACAGUUUAGGUGGGACAGGUGGAGGUGGCCAACAAAAUCCCGACAUGGUGGACUACACUCAAUUGCAGCCGCAACGGCUGCUUCUACAACAGCAGCAACAACAUGUACAUGUGACGGCGCAACAUGCCGCCCAACAGCAGCAAUCACAUCCGCAACAACAACAGCACCCCCAACAACAACCAGCACAACAACAAACCAAUCUUAAUUGCAAAUACGCCAAUGAUCCCUCAACGCCCACCGGCAACAAUAACAACACUAAUACCAGCAAUAAUAACACAAACACUCAAUCUUUAGCCAGUCCGCAAGAUCUGUCGACGCGAGAGAUUUCGCCGAAACUAUCACCAACGUCGGUGGUGGAGAGUGUGGCAAGAUCGCUAAAUAAAAGUGUUUUAAGCGGGAAUCUGGCAGUGGCAGCAGCAGCGGCCAACAUAACAAACACUCAUGGCGGUGUUGGUGGAGGCGGUGGGGCUGGCGUGAAUGUCAACGUCAACGUAAAUGUGCCAAUGCACAGUCCUGGAGGUGGUGACAGCGACUCGGAAAGCGAUAGCGGCAAUGAGGCUGGUAGUAGUCAAAAUAGUGGCAACUGCAAGAAAAACCCACCUCAGAUCUAUCCGUGGAUGAAAAGGGUACAUUUAGGACAAAGUACUGUUAAUGCCAAUGGCGAGACGAAACGACAACGGACCUCAUACACCCGCUAUCAGACGUUAGAGCUAGAGAAAGAAUUUCACUUUAAUCGAUACCUGACCCGCCGAAGGCGUAUUGAAAUUGCGCACGCGCUAUGCCUCACCGAACGACAGAUCAAGAUCUGGUUCCAGAAUAGACGAAUGAAAUGGAAAAAAGAGCACAAGAUGGCUUCUAUGAAUAUUGUACCAUAUCACAUGGGUCCUUAUGGCCACCCUUAUCAUCAAUUCGAUAUUCAUCCGUCACAAUUUGCCCAUUUGAGUGCAUAGGACGCGUGGCACUUUUCGGGUACUGGUUAGAGACUCAAUCAGUUGUAUCAGGAACCAUAUCAGGCGGCGGCAGCAGCUAGUGUAGCAGCUGGUGGAUAUCAGACACAAAACACACAAGACUCUAGCAUGGCCCUGGGUGGCGGUGCUGGCGUUGGGGUCGCUUCUGGCGGCGGUAACUCGCUGUUCGCAUCUGCGACCGCUUCCAAUGCUGAAUGUGUCAAAUAUCCACAAGAGUUCUGAUCUCAAAUUAUCUUCAGAGAACAUCCACAGCAAUUGCAUUUCCAACAUGAACACGAACUUCUACAGCAACAACACCAAUACGAGCAACAACAUUUAGAACAACAACCGCUGCAUCAUCAUCACAUCCUCCAGUCCGAACGUAGCUCCAUUCUGCAGCUGUGCGAAAAUAAACAAUUGUGCGAAGAUGCAGAAACCACGGAGUUGGAGUUCAAGGACGAAAUCGUCGGUGGUUGUAAUAUGUAUUGUUGUUGAGAAAUGCCAAUGUUGUUGUUGCAAUAAAGCUGUAGAUGCCUUCGAGACUGCUGCUAUAGCUGCUGCUAGCGACUGCUAGAAACAAGAACAAUUAUGAUAAUUUCUGAAUGCAACUGAUUUGUGUUAAGCAAGCAACGAGCCUCUAAGAAUGAAUAUAGCUUUCGUGGAGCAUUGGCACUUAUCACCGAAGCUUCCGAGAGUGGCUCGUGCAGGUUUAUGAUACUGGUCAGCAACAGAGGAAUUUCGUUUCAUUUGGAAUCUUGUGAAUUCAUGAUGUUCACAUUGAAAAUCCUCUCCUUUGUAAGUUAUAAGUACCUCAAUGGACUGACAAAGCUUUAAACUAAAGACUUUGCAUUUCGUCCUCUUUUUCGUGAAAUUGCGAAAACCGUCCAGUAUGAUAAACCGCUAUAUUCUCUAAGCAGUAUUCGAAAAGCAAUUAGUUUUAAGAAAACCACGAGCACUGCCGUCCGCUCAAAACUGCGAUGAUUAAUUAGUAUAUUUCGGAAGCUUAAUUAUUAGAAAAUAUCUGAUUAAAUAAAUUUUGUAUUUUAUUUAUAAACGCUAAAAAUUGAAGGAAGCUUGACAACGACGGCAGUGCUGUGUUAGUUUAAAAGUAGUUUAAUCUCCAGUGUACAGAACAAUACAGUGAUUCACAAAUUGUUUUGGUGAAAGUUUGAAUUAAAUUUUUUCCAAUCAUAUUGGUCCCAGCACCCCUCCAACUUCAACAUUUCAAAAAACAAACUAUUAUUGUUGAACCUGGCGAAAAAGUUUUGCCAAUUUUAAAGGUGUCGAGGUCUUGACGGAUAUUAUGUGCGACAGUACUUAAUUCUAUUUAAUAGGAUGUAAACCUCAUAAUAUUUUAUUUGUUGCGUACUCAUCUUUGUACAAAUCAUAU